Nothobranchius furzeri (turquoise killifish) is the source of this 1044-nucleotide messenger RNA. It is a transcript of the gene mfap2, whose product is annotated as microfibril associated protein 2. Lineage: Eukaryota; Metazoa; Chordata; Actinopteri; Cyprinodontiformes; Nothobranchiidae. Gene Ontology annotation, cellular component: microfibril. Gene Ontology annotation, biological process: embryonic eye morphogenesis. The record is from RefSeq and is a predicted model, not a curated record.
UGCAGAUGUUGGGAGGAACAAUGUGGAGCUGCAGGGUCCUCCUUCAUUCACUGGACACAUCAGAGUCUGUGCAGGUCGGAGCUAAUUGAGUCACAUUUAGGGCUAGAGUGGGUCUACACCUCCCAGAGCGGCCAUGAGAGUCCUCCUACUCAUCUGCAUGCCAGUUGUGCUGCUGGCCCAGUCCCAGUACCAGGAACCGGUUCCUUUCCUGGACGAAUACGAGGAUUACUCUUUUCAAGAGAACACCGAGUUUCAGACUCCUGAAACGCUUCCUGGAUCCUACCAGCAGCAGGUUCAGCGGGAACCCGUCAACCGUCCAGGUUCAGAUGUGGAGACGGAGCCCACAGAACCGGGCCCUCUGGACUGCAGAGAGGAGCAGUAUCCCUGCACCAGACUCUACUCAGUCCACAAACCAUGCAAACAGUGUCUGAACAGCCUCUGCUUCUACAGUUUGAGGCGGGUUUACGUAAUCAACAAGGAGAUCUGUGUGAGGACCGUGUGUGCGCACGAGGAGCUGCUUAGAGCGGAUCUGUGUCGGGACCAGUUCUCUCGUUGCGGUGUGAUGGCUCUGAGUGGUCAGUGUGCGUCUGUCGGAGGAAGCUGUGGGAAGAGCUGCGGCGGCUGCUGAUCAGGAACCACCCGUCACUCCUCCUCACCCUCUGCCGUUCCUCCUUACUCUCGUGCGAAAAGCACUUUGAAUACUUUGUUUUUAAACGUGUACGAAUAAAUAUCAAUAACACUGAUGAUUGCAAAAGUCACUGGUGCUAUAAAACGUUAAGAGGUGCAAAUCAAACCACAGAACACUGUUGGGUGUGUUUUUAUUUUUGUUGCUAUUUUUGCAUAUUGUAACAUGGUAAUCUGAUGUUUUGUGUUGGAGUUGCUGUACUUUUAUUGGAAAGCAGACAGAAGUAAUCGAUAAGCAGCCAUGGAGCAUCUCAGCUGAAGAUCAUUUGUGAAGCAGGUGGUAAGUGACCCUGCUUCUGUACUACUGCUUUGUAAAAGGGUCACCAUAAUGACCAUGAAAUAAACGUGUUUUUACUACGA